UCUGAGACAGGACUCAAACCUCCAACACUGCAAGGCUCACAAAACUCGAUGUGAUGGCGUACCUUCGAGCGCACCGCAGACCAGGAGGGUUGGCCCAAGCGGGACUGGGCCGAUGCACUAGCCCCGUUGCUCAGUGGAGAUGCCCAAUUGGCGUAUUACACUCUGGAUCCAGAAAACGCUCGAGACUAUGAAACGGUGAAAGAGGAAAUUCUCAUCCGCUGUGGUCGAUCCCAUGUCACUGCAGCUGGAGGUGGUGGUAUGAUCCAACUAGCAAUCCUCGUCCCCAGAUGGAUGAACUGCUGCGUAUCACCCGAUGCUGGUUGCAGAGUGAUCGACUCACAGCCAAAGAGGUCACAGAAAGAGUGGCCAUAGACCGGUUCCUACAGGCGCUGCCGGCCGAAGAACGGAAGGCUGUUGGGCUGAAGGGCCCGGAGGACACAAAGGACCUUCUAAACACCCUGGAACAUGCCAAGGCCACCCUAGAAAUGGGCCGGGACGCUCAAAGAGACUUCCAGGCCAGCGCCCGCCACCCCCAGCCCCGACAACAGCCAGUGUCCGAACGGAUCUGGGAGAGGAGACCUCUGGAUAGCCGCCCCACCCUGGGACCGGUUGAUGAGCCCAUGCCCACCGAACCGGACCUCAGAGCCCCAACUCAGGCCCCCAAACAAUGGCUCGCAAGCUGUGGCCUACACACCCCCCACCAUUCCAAAGGGGGCCCGACUUACUGUGGAGGUAAAUGGCCGCCCGGUGUCGGCGCUCCUGGAUUUGGGGAGUACGGUCACGCUGGCCCGCCCGGCCAUACUCCCCGCCCCCAUAAAGUCGGUGGGGACUCUCGCGGUCUCGUGUGUCCAGGGCGAUGCCCGUUCAGUCCCUACCGCACAGGUCAAGAUCCGUAGCAAAGCAGGAGAGUGGCCGCUCCUCAUCGGACUUCUCCCAGAUCUCCCGGUCUCCCUCCUACUGGGACACGACUGGCUGGGGUUUGCUGCCACCAUGAAGGCCACUGCCAAGUGUGGGCCGGAACAGAAGCAGAAGGGCCGGGACCGCCGGGCGUGCAUGGCUCGGGGGGACAGAGACGCCAGCAACUCCUCUCCAGGUGAGCCCCAGCCGCAGGUUAACCCUCUUUCUUCACUGUUUCAACAGGCCACCCAGGAGAGAGGUUUUGGAAAAGAGCAGAAGGAGGAUGACUGGCUGAAGCACUGCUGGGGCCAGGUCCUGCAGGUGGAGGGAGUAAACACCGACCCUGCCUGGCCGCUUCCCCCGUUGUACUUCCUGGUGAGGAAUGGGCUGCUUUACUUUCACACAGAUAGGAGAGGAGAACCUUGCGACCUACUGGUGGUGCCACGCCAACGUACCCCGCCUCUGCUCCACCUAGCCCACACUCACCCCUUGGGGGGCCAUCUGGGACCCAAGAACACACUAGAGAAACUGCGGGACCGAUUCACAUGGCCGGGCAUGAACACCAAGGUCCUGGGCUUUUGCAGGGCCUGCGCCACGUGCCAGCAGACCUCUCCCCUGAAACCAGCUCCGGCCCCCCUUAUUCCCCUCCCUAUCAUUGGCGUCCCCUUUGAGAGGCUUGGCAUGGACCUCAUCGGGCCGCUACCAAAGUCUGCCCGGGGCCAUGAAUACAUCCUGGUGAUGGUGGACUACGCCACCCGCUACCCCGAGGCGGUCCCACUUCGGAAGGCCACCUCACAGAGCGUGGCCAGAGAACUGCUCCUGCUCUUCAGCCGAGUCGGGAUCCCUAAAGACAUCCUCAGCGACCAAGGUACGCCCUUUAUGUCUAAAUUAAUGAUGGAUCUGUGUCGGCUCUUGCAGCUCAAGCACCUGAGGACGUCUGUCUACCACCCCCAGACAGAUAGCUUGGUGGAACGUUUUAACCAGACCCUGAAAAGUAUGCUACGGAAGGUGGUAGACCAGGAAGGAUGGAGUUGGGACCUCCUCCUUCCAUUCGUCCUCUUUGCAAUCCGGGAAACACCCCAGGCAUCCACAGGCUUCACCCCUGUUUGGGGGGCAGCCUCGUGGCAUGCUGGACGUUGCCCGCGAGGCCUGGGAGGAGCAGCCCUCCCCCUUCCGCUCCAUCAUUGAAUUCGUCCAGGACAUGCAGACCCGCAUCGAGCGUGUCGGGCCCAUCGUGAAGGAGCACGUAGAGGAGGCCCAGCGGGCACAACAGAGGAUGUACAAUCGGCCCGCCCAGGCGAGGGAACUUCGUCCUGGGGACCAAGUAA
Messenger RNA from Tachysurus vachellii, 2225 nucleotides. RefSeq lists its product as uncharacterized. The transcript is spliced from 2 exons. Gene Ontology annotation, biological process: DNA integration. Gene Ontology annotation, molecular function: nucleic acid binding. Bases 613 to 2085 code for a protein of 490 amino acids. NCBI's taxonomy places the organism in Eukaryota, Metazoa, Chordata, Actinopteri, Siluriformes, Bagridae. The record is from RefSeq and is a predicted model, not a curated record.